AUGACAAGAAAGGUUGAAUUCUUAUACAAUUUACAUUUAUUUUUAGAACAACAAUUAAGUGGUGAAGAAAACGAAAUCUUAGGUGAUGAUCGAUCGGAUCUUAUCAGUGAAGAGUCUGGUGAAGAUUUAUUUGCUGAUAAUUUUGAACGAGAUUAUGAAGCCAUUGAUGAAUUAGAUCGAUAUGAAGCAGGUGGAAUUGAUGAUGAUGAAGAAAAUGAUAGAGAACUUACUGUUGAACAACGUCAACGUGCUGAAAGAGAAAUAAAACGACGUGAACGUGAAAGACGUCGUCGUCUUGGUCAAGAAUUAAAUGAAGAAAGUGAUCUUGAAGAAGAAGAUAGUAGUCUUAUUGGUUUAGCUAGAAAAGGAAAACGUUCAAAAAUACAUGAUGAUGAAAUUGGCAUGGAUGACGAAUCUGAUGCUUAUAUUAAAAAUUUAGGUGAUACACAAGGUCAUAAAAUAGCUGAUUGGGUACAAAUGCCUGGCCCACAUAAUGAAGUAAUUCGACAUUUUAAAAAAUUCUUACGUACAUUUAAAAUAACAACAACAACUGUUGGUGGAACAAAUAAACCAAUUUAUCGUGAAGCAUUACGUCGUCUUGUACAAGAACAAAAACAAUCAAUUAUUAUUGAUUUUGAACAUUUAAUGUCAGUGGAUGAAAUAUUAGCAUUUUUUUUACUGGGUGCACCUGAACAAACAUUAAAAAUAUUUCAUGAAGCUUUAACUGAAUUAUGUUUUGAACUUUAUCCAAAUCAUCGAUCAAUUGAAAAAGAAUUAUUUGUACGUGUUAGUAAUUGUCUUCAAAAUGAUAAUAUUAGAGAUUUAAGAGUUGAACAUUUAAAUAAAUUAAUUGGUAUAAGUGGAGUUGUAACAACAUCAACAGGUGUUUUACCACAAUUAAGUAUAAUUAAAUUUAAUUGUCAAAAAUGUGGUUUUAUACUCGGACCAUUUACACAAAAUCAAGAAAAUGAAAUUAAACCAGGUUCAUGUCCAGAAUGUCAAUCUAAUGGACCAUUUGAACUUAAUAUGGAAGAAACAAUUUAUCGAAAUUAUCAACGAGUAUCAAUUCAAGAAAGUCCUGGUACUGUUCCACCAGGUCGUAUUCCACGUUCAAAAGAAAUUCUUUUACUUGGUGAUCUUUGUGAUAUGUGUCGACCAGGAGAUGAACUUGAAGUACUUGGUGUCUAUCGAAAUACAUAUAAUAUUUCAUUAAAUAUACAAAAUAAUUUACCAGUAUUUGCAACAAUUGUUGAAGCUAAUUAUAUAUCAACACGUGAAGAUAAAAUUUCAUUUGAAACUUUAACUGAUGAAGAUAUUCAAGAAAUUCAACGUUUAUCAAAAGAUCCAAAAAUUGCUCAACGAAUUUAUGCAAGUAUUGCACCAUCUAUUUAUGGUCAUGAAAUGGUUAAAAAAUCAAUUGCAUUUGCUAUGUUUGGUGGUGAAUCAAAAAAUCCUGGUGGCAAACAUCAAGUGCGUGGUGAUAUAAAUAUACUCUUAUGUGGUGAUCCAUCAACAGCUAAAUCUCAAUUUUUAAAAUAUAUUGAAAAAACAGCACAUCGAGCAGUAUUUACAACUGGACGAGGUGCAUCAGCUGUUGGUUUAACUGCUUAUGUACAACGUAAUGCAGUUACUAGAGAAUGGACACUUGAGGCUGGUGCACUUGUACUUGCUGAUCGAGGUGUUUGUUUAAUUGAUGAAUUUGAUAAGAUGUCUGAUCAAGAUCGUACAUCAAUUCAUGAAGCUAUGGAACAACAAAGUAUUUCAAUAUCAAAAGCGGGUAUUGUAACAACUCUUCAAGCACGUUGUUCGGUUAUUGCUGCAGCAAAUCCAGUUGGUGGACGAUAUGAUCCAGCAUUAACAUUUAUGAAUAAUGUUGAUUUAUCGGAACCGAUUUUGACACGUUUCGAUAUUUUAUGUACUGUACGUGAUAUUGCUGAUCCUGUUCAAGAUGAAUUAAUGGCUCGUUUCGUAACAGAAAGCCAUAUGCGUCAUCAUCCAUUAGCUGAUGAAAAUGAUGCAGAACAAAAUCAUGUUGUCCCUAAUAUAUUCAAUGUUGAACCAAUGCCACAAGAAAUCUUUAAAAAAUAUAUAAUUUAUGCUAAAAGACGUAUUCAUCCACGUAUGACAUCGAUUGAUCAAGAAAAAGUUGCUCAAUUAUAUGCAAAAUUACGACGUGAAUCAUUAGUAACUGGUAGUGUACCAGUAACAGUUCGACAAGUUGAAUCAAUAGUUCGUAUUGCUGAAGCACAUGCACGAAUGCAUUUACGUGAUUUUGUUAAUGAUGAUGAUAUUAAUGUUGCUAUUCAAGUUGUACUUCAAAGUUUUAUUGAUGCACAAAAAUAUGGUAUUAUGCGAACAAUGAAAAAAGUAUUUCAACGAUAUUUAACAUAUAAAAAAGAUAAUAAUGAAUUUUUGUUGUUUUUAUUAAAACAAUUAUUUCAAGAAAAUUUAGCAUUUCAACGAAAUCGUUAUGGUGCUGAUCGUGUUGCAUCAGCUGGAGCCGCAAUUAAAAUUUCUGAAGAAGAUCUUAAGAGUCGAGCUCGUCAAUAUAGUGUAUUAGAUUUAAAACAAUUCUAUGAAUCACCAUUAUUUCGUUCGCAUGGAUUUAAAUAUGAAGAUAAAUUUAUUACACAAGUUCUUUAA
Messenger RNA from Rotaria sordida, 2643 nucleotides. The record is from the annotation of a GenBank genome assembly. NCBI's taxonomy places the organism in Eukaryota, Metazoa, Rotifera, Eurotatoria, Philodinida, Philodinidae.